CACAAAGCGAAGUACGAGCAAACCAGCGAAGCACGAACCAAGCCUUUUACAAUGUUUGGACCAUUGAAUUUAUUUACACGAGCCAUAUGUAUGUUGCUGGUUAUCAUCAUUGCUGUUAUUACGGUCUUUGCUGCUGCUUCUCCAAGCGUAGCAUGUCCACCCAAAAAUGAAGAAAAAGUUACUCUACUACCAAAUCCGGAUAACUGUAAAACUUUUUACUUGUGUAACGAGGGCGUACCCAUUUUGUUGGAGUGUCCUGUCGGACUUGGAUUCAACCCAAAAUUGAAAGUAUGCGACUAUCUGGAAAAUAUAAAUUGCGAAGUUGUACUUACUUCUUCACCACCUACUGCACCAACGCCUGCAACUACCUCUACCACAUAUUAACACAUUCAGUUAUAAAUAAUACAUGUGUAAAAAAGGUAUAAUAUGAGAAAUAAAUAUUAAUUAUUAA
Dufourea novaeangliae is the source of this 451-nucleotide messenger RNA. RefSeq names its product peritrophin-1-like. The transcript has 2 exons. The record is from RefSeq and is a predicted model, not a curated record. Gene Ontology annotation, cellular component: extracellular region. Gene Ontology annotation, molecular function: chitin binding. Lineage: Eukaryota; Metazoa; Arthropoda; Insecta; Hymenoptera; Halictidae. Bases 52 to 384 code for a protein of 110 amino acids.